This is a messenger RNA of Ambispora gerdemannii, 2844 nucleotides long. The record is from the annotation of a GenBank genome assembly. Lineage: Eukaryota; Fungi; Glomeromycota; Glomeromycetes; Archaeosporales; Ambisporaceae.
AUGGUGAAUUACGUGUUAUUUGAGACAGCCUCAGGCUAUUCCCUGUUUGAAGUUUUACAAGUAGAGGAGAUUGGUGCAAAGCUUGAAACUGUUCAACAGGCAGUUGAAGACCUCGCGAAAUUCGGAAAAAUGGUUAAACUCAAGGCUUUCGUACCUUUCAAAAAUUCCGUAGAUGCAUUGGAAAAUGCCAAUGAUAUUUCAGAAGGCGUUGUAAACGCACAUCUUCAAGCAUUCCUUGAAAUGAAUAUGCCCAAGAGUAAAUCAAAAAAGAAAAAGGCUAAUAAAGUGGUAUUGGGAGUUGUCGAUAAAAAUUUGGCAAGCUCGAUUGUGGCACAAUUCGGAUAUGAAUGCGAUACCAGCGAAUUAGUUCUUGAACUUGUGCGUGGUAUUCGACUACACUCCGACAAGCUUUUGAAGGAUAUGAAGGAGGGUGAUCUUGAAAAGGCACAGCUUGGAUUAGGGCACAGUUAUUCAAGGGCGAAAGUGAAGUUUAAUGUUAAUCGUAUUGAUAAUAUGAUCAUUCAAGCGAUAGCUUUAUUGGAUCAGAUUGAUAAAGACAUCAAUACAUUUUCCAUGCGCAUCAGAGAAUGGUACUCCUGGCAUUUUCCCGAAUUGAUUAAAAUUGUCAAUGAUAAUCACCAAUACGCAAAACUUGCCAAGCUAAUCAAGAAUAAAGGUGAACUUACCGAGGAAGACCUUGAAUCUAUUGAAGAGAUAACUGGCGACGAAUCAAAAGCUCAACAGAUACUAGAUGCGGCUCGUUCUUCUAUGGGAACCGAUAUUUCAAUCAUUGACAUGAUCAACAUUGGAAGUUUUGCCGAUCGCGUUAUCGGCCUUUCUGAUUAUCGUAAAGGCUUACACGAAUACGUCCAAACCAAAAUGAAUAAUGUUGCACCGAAUCUUUCGGCUCUUAUUGGAGAAAUUGUCGGCGCGAGAUUGAUUUCACAUGCAGGCAGCUUGACAAAUUUAUCGAAAUACCCCGCGUCCACUGUUCAGAUUCUUGGCGCAGAAAAGGCUCUGUUCAGAGCUCUAAAAACCAAAGGAAAUACACCAAAGUACGGUCUUUUGUACCAUUCUACAUUUAUUGGCAGAGCUGGCACGAAAUAUAAAGGCAAAAUCUCACGAUUCUUGGCUAAUAAAUGUACAAUUGCGUCAAGAAUCGAUUGCUUUUCAGAUAAACCAACCUCCAAAUACGGUGAAGCUUUAAAGGAACAAGUGGAAAGACGAUUAGACUUUUAUGAAAAAGGUUCCCCGUGCACAAAGAAUGAAGAGACGAUGAGGAAGGUUUUGGAGUCACUCUCUGAAAAGGUGGGUAUGGAUUUGGACGAAGAUGAAGUCAUUAGUGACGAGGAAAGUAGUGACGAGGAGAUGGAUAUUGAAGAAAAACCGACAAAUCAUUUCGCUAAUAACAAUAAUAAAGCGUCAGUCUCUAACAAAAACAUCAAAGCCAAGGAUAGUAAAUCAUCAGAUGAAUCUGAAUCCGAGGAAUCAGAUGAAUCUGCGACUGAGGAAGAAGUAUCGUCUAAAGAAAAGAAAGGUCAAAAGAAAAAAGCGGAAACUAAAGCUAGUGAGGCUAAAUCCUCAAAGCUCACUACUAAGUCAUCGAAGAGUAAAUCAUCAGAUGAAUCUGAAUCCGAGGAAUCCGAUGAAUCUGAGACUGAGGAAGAAGUAUCGUCUAAAGAAAAGAAAGGUCAAAAGAAAAAAGCGGAAACUAAAGCUAGUGAGGUUAAAUCCUCAAAGAUCACUACUAAGCCAUCGAAAGAAACUCGACCUUCCACGCCAAAGAAUGCUAAACCUUCAACAUCAAAUGAUGCGAAAGCUUCUACUCCAAAGGAUGCUAAACCUUCCGCAUCAAAGAAAGCAGAAUCCAAAAAAUCCAAAAAAUCAACAAAAUCAUCUUUAACGGAAGAAUUCGACAAAAUAAGCAAACAGGUUACUGAAAAAUUACAUGGUGAAGAAGAUGAAGAUAAAGUUGAGCAACCAACUCCAUCAUCUAAAGUAAAGGAAACUAAAAAGAAAGCGGUGCCAACUCCCUCAUCACCUAAAGUAAAGGAAACUAAAAAAGAAACGGCGGCAGCUGAGUCGAAGGUUGUUGAACAAUCCGAGUCGAAGAAACGCAAAGCAGCAACCAGUAAAAGUGACGAUAAACCCAAAAAAUCAGCGAAAGUAUCUUUUGCGGAUGACAUCGGCUCUGCAUUCCACAAAACACAAGACGACACUACAUCAUCAGAUGAAUCUGAAGUUGAGCAACCAACUCCACCAUCUAAAGUAAAGGGAACUAAAAAGAAAGCGGUGCCAACUCCCUCACCACCUAAAGUAAAGGAAACUAAAAAGAAAACGGCGGAAGCUGAACCGAAAGUUGCUGAAAAGUCCGAAUCGAAGAAACGCAAAGCAGCAACCAGUAAAAGUGACGAUCGACCCAAAAAAUCAGCAAAAGUAUUUUUUGCGGAUGACAUCGGUUUUGCACUCAACAAAAUUCAAGAAAUACCCGGCACAUCAUCGGAUGAAUCUGAAGCUGAACAACCAAUUCCAUCAUCACCUAAGGUAAAGGAAACUAAAAAGAAAGCGGCGGCAACUCCAUCAUCACCUAAGGUAAAAGAAACUAAAAAGAAAGCGGCGGCAACUCCAUCAUCACCCAAGGUAAAAGAAACUAAAAAGAAAGCGGCGGCAACUCCAUCAUCACCUAAAGUAAAGGAAACUAAAAAGAAAGCGGCAGCGGUUGAUGCUAAGGAAAAGGUUGCCCAAUCAGAAUCAAAGAAACCCAAAGCAAAGACCAGCAAAAGUGACGAUAUAAAACCCAAAAAAAUAACCAGAUCAACCAGAUCAACCACAUCUAAAAAUUAA